This is a messenger RNA of Dreissena polymorpha, 6586 nucleotides long. RefSeq names its product anion exchange protein 2-like. Gene Ontology annotation, cellular component: plasma membrane. Gene Ontology annotation, biological process: transmembrane transport; monoatomic anion transport; bicarbonate transport. Gene Ontology annotation, molecular function: monoatomic anion transmembrane transporter activity; solute:inorganic anion antiporter activity. The transcript is spliced from 34 exons. The record is from RefSeq and is a predicted model, not a curated record. The coding region runs from base 974 to 6013 and encodes 1679 amino acids. NCBI's taxonomy places the organism in Eukaryota, Metazoa, Mollusca, Bivalvia, Myida, Dreissenidae.
GUAUUUUUUGAUAUUGAUGGUUAUAAGCAAUUUAAUAAGGAGGAACAUAUCAGAACAUCUUAGUUGAGGUAUUUUUUGAUAUUGAUGGUUAUAAUCCAUGGGCGUUAAAGUGAAUACAGGUUUUGACAAUGCUUGUUUGUUUUUUUAUGGUAACUUCUUCUUGAUAAUUGGAUUUCUAUCAAACCAUCUCAGAUCUGAAGCCUGCACAACUUUUAUCCAUUGAAGAAGCCCAAAUGCAUACCCAUCCGUUUUGUGACCUCAACUACAGUGGUUACACUCAACCCCUCACGUAACUAUAGCAGCCAUGGAGCUGGGAUAGCGCAUUGCAACUGUCCCAUCGGAGGCUUGUUCGGUUUUGUGCAAAUAUAGUGACAGUCGUGAAAAUAAGAACUUUAAUUUCGUACUGUUUAACAGUAAAUCAACAGACUUUAAAAACUGCAGAAAGCUUGGUUUUUGUGCUUAAGUAAUUUCUUGUAGAUCUUCUUGAACCGGAUUUGAAAAUCGGUAAAUACUGUGACGUUUGUUUGAAAGAGUGAAGUUUUUGUAUAAACAUUCAAAAGCAAUUUUGUUUUUCUUUUGGCAGUUUUGUGUAAAAGGUUGCACAGCAUUAGAUUCAUCACCCCAUUGUCAACAACUGUUAGUUGCAGCAAAUUUGUCUUUGAAGACAAAGUGAUUGAUAGUAUUUGAUUGUGGAAGAAGUUUUAUGAAGUGGCCUAAGACAAGAUCCACAAAACUGUGCACACUUACCCAAAGAACAAACAUCUGUGAUAUGUCAUUAUUUAUUUGCUCAAUCUGACAGUGGCGUGAAUAGGCAAGAGGCAAAUAUUUGCCAAUGCCUAUAUCUCUCUGUUGUGAAUAACACAGUCAUCAUUUUUGUGUGACUUCAGCAGACAGACCAGAACUCUUAACGGGGGAUAAGCCCUUAAACUUGGUUCUUCUUGUCAGCCUGAGUCAAUUUUCUUGGAAGUGAACUAUGUCCAGUAGAAGAAAAAGAGACUUCGAUGUGAUUGAUAAUGAUGCAACAAUUGAUGAAAAAACUGUAUCUGAUCUUCAUUCAACUGGUAACCAUGAGGAUUACACUGAUGAGCCCCUGCCCCGCAGCCCUAGCGCAGAGUCAGACAUGUCUGCUGGGGGCACUCCGUACGAUCAGCCUGGCUCCCAGGUGCGCAAGGCCAGCAUUGCAGUGGGUCCGUCAGAGAGCGGACUGUCGUUCACUCUGGACAUGGAUCCAGUCCAGACUCUGGAACACUCCAGCAGUCUACAUGAGGACAUUGAAAAAUUGUUCGAACAAUCACCAGGUAUUUCGCUGACAGCUUUAAUUGCCAGCAAUGCGGAAUGCCUUCCCUGGGAACGCUCCAGCUUGGAGGUUCCAGUCCCUGCAAGUGAGAGGUGUCUGGAGGAAUAUGAUAUCACAAGUCACCGUAGGUCAUCAUUUCCGCACAUCCACGUUCCCCUUAAGUCCCUUCACAACCAUUCUGUGAAGAGUCUUGCAUCUACUGCGAUGGGGGAACCCAAAGGACUCAAAAGGAAGAAAAAGAAGAAGAGCAAGAACAAAACACCUCGGAAAUCCAAGUCACUGAUCUUCCCCUCUAGAUGUGCCUCCAUUUCUGCCUCCAUUCCAGAGGUAGAGAAGGAAGAGUAUUCGGAAUCAGAUGACUCAAGGUCCAGCUACGAAUCAGAAAAUGAUGGAGAUGAAAAUGAUAACGAUGAAUAUGAUGAUGAAAAUGAAGAAGGGGAGGGGGAGGAAGAGGAUGAAUCAUCUCAUCUUCUGGGAAAUGCUGAGAGAGAACACGUUGUGGAUUACGAGGCUGAACUUGAUAAAUUAGAGAAAAACAAUGAAUUGUACAUCUCUGAGACGGAUCUAUCCAGAACAGAAGAUCUGGUUGUGCCAAAUGGGCAUGGCUCUCAACCAAUAGAAAGCGAUGUUGCACCGGCAAGUAAUGAGCCAAUAGCAGUGCCUGUUACAGAGAGGCCAGCCGAUGGAGGGUCAUUUGAUAACAGUCAUCUGAGGUUGCCAUGGACAAUAGGGGAUGCAGACAGCAACAAAUCAGACCCAAGUAUUGCACCGGGGCUAUUUUACAUUGGCUCUGAAAUUAAGGACGUCCCGAGCCCAGCUAUGUCUGCUGCCUCCUCCGUGGGCCUCUUUCCUGGCAUUGACGUGAAUGCACCCAUAGUUGUCGUCCUGAACAACGACAGUCGGCCACUCGUGUCAACGUCGAUAAGGGAGGCCAUCCCACAGGCCCACAACAUGUCAUUCCUUCAGCAGCAGGCGGGAAACAAAGUGAAAUUCCUGUUAGAUGUUCCCAAUUUACGAGGAAGUUUCAGCUCUCAGAUGACCAAUGGGUGCGAAGAGAUGGAGGGCAGUGAUAUUCAGGACGUGCAAAACAAGUUCCACAACAGCAGCAGCGACAGCAACAACAGCGACGAUGAUGAAGAUGGUGACGAUGACGUUCGACGCCAUCUCCUGAAACAGCACUCGGUUGGAAGCUACCCGGAGGAAGAUUUCUCUGGGCCGGAGACAAGUGCCCAUGACUCGCAUCUCUACCCGCACACGACAGGGGCCGGUCAGCAUGGAUCACCGCACAUCCAGAGGUCAAGGUCGAAGCAUCGUCAUCGCCACCAUGAGAACUACCUCAGUCAGGACCUGCAGAGACGUCGUACUCGUGGUAGCGAGGUGCAGAUGUCCGACGCACUCAGUCGCGUUCCCACGGUAACAGAGCUCGAUGAGGCGGCUACACUCCAGUCUGCUGACCUGGAUGAUAUGGCCAGUCACAGAAUGGACGACCUCCAGGGUAUACGCAAGCACAAGAUUGGUCGCAAGAAGCACAAGACAUCGGGCAGCAUAAAGGUGUACGGAGGGAAGUCAGACAAGCCUCGCAGGAAAUACCACCAGCCUAAGAAGAAGUUUGAUCACACGCCACACGAGGUGUUUGUGGAGCUAGAUGAGCUGUUUGUGCAGGACAACCAUGAGAUAGAGUGGCGGGAAAAGGCUCGCUGGAUCAAGUUUGAGGAGGACGUAGAGGAGGGGGCAGAACGCUGGGGUAAACCUCACGUGGCCUCUCUGUCCUUCCACAGCCUGCUGGAGCUACGCAAAGGGCUUGAGAGUGGAACUCUAUUGCUUGACCUUGAAGCCACGGACCUGAUUGGCAUUGCUCAUAGAAUUGUAGAGGACAUGGUCAUCCAUGACCAGAUAACAACAGACUGCAAAGGUCAAGUCAUGAGGACUAUCCUGACCAAGCAUAAAUUCGUUUCAUCGGAUACUACAGUAAAAUCGCUGUUGACGCGCCAAAAAUCCUCCAUGGAUUUGUUGGCGAUGGAUGAAAGGCAUCAAAAAGAGUCGUCACUCAUGAAGACACUGUCUCACAUAAGUUUGUCACACAUCCCCUCGUCAUCCAACCUUCAACAUCAGGCCUCCCAGAACCACCUUAAUGGCAACGGCAACCACCUGAAUGGCAACAACCAUAGCAACCACCUAACGGUUCCCGGCAGCUCUAGCAACCAUCAAACGUCUCACAGAAGCUCCAGCCCCCAUGCAGGAAGUGGUAUAGCUGGUUCCCUGCAGAGUUUGCUAAAUAUAGGAAGAAAGAAAAAGGACAAGGAGGGCAAGCAGAAAGAGUCUGGGACAACCGGGGGCCCGGGACGUCUGGAGAUGGUGAAAGUGGAUGUGGAUAAUAACAUUGCAUCAGAAGACGGUGGCCUUCACAUUGCUGUGGUCCCCAAGGAAGAAGACAGGGAACACCACAAGAUGAGCCUGAUGAGGCGUAUACCCCGUGAUGCCGAGGCCUGCACCGUACUGGUGGGCUGUGUAGACUACCUCAGCAAACCUGCCAUGGCGUUUGUGAGGCUCGCUGAAAAACAGAUUCUGGACAACCUGACUGAAGUACCCCUCCCUGUGCGGUUCCUGUUUGUUCUGCUUGGACCGAAGACAAAGGUGAUGGACUAUCAUGAGGUGGGCCGGUCCAUCUCCUCACUCAUGUCCAACCAGCACUUCCAUGAGGUGGCCUAUAAAGCUGAGACAAGGUCCGAAAUUCUACACGCCAUCAACGAAUUCCUCAACGAAUCUAUCGUUCUUCCACCGGGAGAUUGGGACCAGAAGACGCUUCUGCCAGUCAUGGAUAUGGCACGGAAACGAGCAAAAAUACGGAGAAAAAAGCAGAAGAAGAAGGAAGAACUGCAAAAACUACUUGAAAUGGAGACCAAAGACAAGAUCCCUAUGGACCCGUUGAAGCGUACGGGGCGUCCCUUUGGUGGGCUAAUCAAUGACAUGCGACGAAGGUACCCGCACUACAUCAGUGACUUCAAGGACGCGUUGAGCCUCCAGUGUGUCACGGCCUUGACCUUCAUAUUCUUUGCCUGCCUCUGCCCUUGUAUUGCCUUUGGGGGUUUGUACGGUGAGAAGACUUACUCAGAGAUCGGUGUUGUGGAGACCAUUGUUGCCACGGCUACCACCAACAUGGUGUUUGCGGUGUUUUCCGGACAGCCCUUGAUCCUCUAUGGUGCCACUGGCCCAGUGUUGCUCUUUGAGAAACACCUUUGGAUGUUCUGUAAGGAAUACGGCAUAGAAUUCCUGACCUGGCGUGUAUGGAUUGGCAUAUGGGUGUUCAUAAUCACAGCCAUCGUCAUCGCAGCAGAGGGCAGCUUCAUCGUGAAGUACAUCACGCGAUUCACCGAAGAAGUGUUCGCCAUUCUUAUUUCUCUAAUCUUCAUCAACGAAGUGAUACAGAAAAUAAUUCAGGUAUACAAAGAUCACCCUCUGAGAGGCAAAGAGUUCUACUGUAACAACCUAAACUCGAAUCACUCAGAGGACCUCGAAAACAUCACCAACCUCAUAGCCAACAUAUCAACCAGCACAUUCGUACCGACGCCAUACCGAUCUGAUGAUGUCAUGUUAGGGUUAAACUCCACUCUGAGCUCACAUUCCACUCACAGCACGGUGCAUGGGACGUCCCAUUACAGUGAGAAGGCAAACUUCAACGAGCCCAACACGGCCCUGCUGUCGACCAUUCUCAUAUUGGGAACGUUCUUUAUUGCAUACUUUCUCAGGAUUUUUAGGAAUAGCAGAUUUCUUGGACGAAGUGCCCGGAGAGCCCUUGGCGAUUUUGGAAUCUUUCUGGCAAUUAUUUUGAUGGUCCUCUUUGACUAUAUCUGUGCAGACACAUACACUCAGAAACUUGCAAUGCCAACAGAGAUAACCACCCAUACAGGGGGCCAGUCAAAUUGGUUUGUGAACCCGAUGGGAGUGAAGGAGCCCAUGAAAAUCGUGCUGAUGAUAUCUGCCGUGAUUCCAGCCUUCCUGAUCUUCCUACUGCUCUUCCUAGAGCUGCAGCUUACUCAGAUGUUGCUUCACAAAAACACCUUCAUGCUAAAGAAAGGCACUGGCUUCCAUUUGGACCAAUUUCUCUUGGGCCUCAUUAUUCUCUUUUGCUCCUUAUUCGGCCUCCCCUGGAUGUGUCCGGCGACUGUACGCUCGGUCGCUCAUGUGUCGUCGCUAGCGGUGAUGAGUCAGACACAUGCGCCCGGUGAAAAACCAAAACUGUUGGAAGUCAGGGAUCAGCGUGUCACUAACAUUGUGAUGAAUAUCUUAAUCGGUUCCACAUUAUUUUGGGGGGACGUCCUACGUCGUGUGCCCAUUGCGGUGCUCUUUGGUGUAUUGCUGUAUCUCGGUGUGUCUGCUAUCAGCGGAGUUCAGUUCUAUAAGAGAAUCAAGCUGCUGUUCAUGCCAGUCAAGCAUCAUCCAGGGAAGAGCUAUGUCCGGCAGGUGAAGACUGUGAAGAUGCACGUGUUUACUGGCAUACAGCUGGUGCUUGUGGGGAUACUGUGGGCUGUUAAGUCCACGGUGGUUGCCAUAGCGUUCCCACUGUUCGUGUUUCUCAUGGUGCCCCUGCGUCUGCUUCUCAUGCCCAAAUACUUCACUCAUGAGGAGCUUGAAGCGUUGGACAAAGAGGAGGAAGAUUCUGAUGACGAGGAAGACGCAGAUCCAGAUUUCUACCAGCUCGCUCACAUGCCCGUAUAGUUCACAGUGGGGCCAUACGUGUUCUCUACUACAAUAUGUCCUCAAGAUUUCUACCAGCUCCCACACAAUCCCCUAUGGUUGCCCUAUCUGUUUUUGCACAUCAAAUCUUUGUGGCUUGAAGAUUUUAAUCAGCUUGCACACAUGUUUGUAUAGUCAACAGUGGUGCCAUAUAAGUUCUGACACUAAAAUCAGACUUUGGGGCUUCCAAGAUAUAUACCAGUGUGUUACAUAUUAGUAUAUACCAGUGUGUACACAUAUUAGUAUAUACCAGUGUGUACACAUAUUAGUAUAUUCCAGUGUGUACACAUAUUAGUAUAUUCCAGUGUGUACACAUAUUAGUAUAUACCAGUGUGUACACAUAUUAGUAUAUACCAGUGUGUACACAUAUUAGUAUAUACCAGUGUGUACACAUAUUAGUAUAUACCAGUGUGUACACAUAUUAGUAUAUACCAGUGUGUACACAUAUUAGUAUAUACCAGUGUGUACACAUAUUAGUAUAUACCAGUGUGUACACAUAUUAGUAUAUACCAGUGUGUACACAUAUUAGUAUAUACCAGUGUGUACACAUAUUAG